ACAACUAAACAGACACGUUUUUUUAAAGUGUCAAAAACAUAAAGACCUCAAACUGUAAGUGAUGAACUCUAAAGUUCUUGCUCAUUUAUUUUCCUGACAGUGUUGCUCAACUAUUGAUUUAGACACGCUUCUCUGACAUUUAUUAUUACAGGUGUUUGUGUGACAUCAUGUAUGGAGGUAAUCCUGUCCCAGUUUUUCCACUAAGUAGAGGCUUCUCUCCUGAGCCAUUUUCUCAGAAGUCUGGCAUGUCUCGUCCCAGUGGGAAAUCCAUCUACAUGCAAAGGAAGGAGUAUGCAGAAUCAAUGAGCAGACAACAAGACGACUUUCAGUACAGAGUAGAGCACCUGUUCACCUGUGAGUUUGAUGGCAGGGAGGUGAGCAAUAUUGAGGACUGUGUCACCCGACUGAAGAGUCUAGACAGUAAAGGUAAAGUGUGGGGUCAGGACAUGAUCAUGGGACUCCAGGGUAACUAUCUACAGCUGUGUGACAUAGAAACCAAGGAGGUUUUGGAGUCAAUGAAUCUGAAUAGCAUCAAGAAGACAAACUCUGUUCUGGACAGCUGUGUGUAUGACUCCCUUCUCAUUAUCGUGGUUCAGGAUUACAGCCAGAGAGCCCCACAGGCCUUUCUGUUCCAGUGUGAGGAGAGUGGGGCUCAGGAUGUAUUAAAUGAUCUGAAUAGAGCAAUACAGCAAGGUGGAGGGGACGUCACUCCUCCUCUUAAGGAGCCACAAUUGGACAUCAGGAGUAACCUAGAGAACAUCCUUGGGCGGGGUUUUCCAGGCAGCUUCAAAAGACCAACUAUCACACCACAGCCAUCCACACCCCCUCCCCCAGAAUACCCCCCUCCACAGUUCAACAACUAUCAAGACUACGAUGAUAGAGAGCCAUCACCCAUUGCACUCACUCCCAGAGAUGAGCGGUACGAGCUGGAGCCGACUCCACCUCCAUACACUGACAUGGAAAGAAAUGCGGAAAUCUUUAACCAUGUCGCUGGAGACAUUGAGAUCUUCAUAAAUAAAUUUGGAGCGGUUUUGCCGAAAAAUGAUGUAAACAAGAAAAAAAAGAAAGAAAAAAAAGCUAAAACACAAGCUGGAAAUGUUCCCCCUGUGGAUGAAUAUGUAUCAUGUCUACAGAAAAUAAAGUACGGGUUCAAUCUUCUGGGGAAGCUAGACGGUUACCUAAAGAACCCUCCUGCUUCUGACUUUGUUCACAGUAUUUUCUCUUCUCUUGGUUUUGUGGUCAGUCAAUAUCCCCCCAACAUUCCCCCCACAGUGCUGAGUCCAAUGCUGACAGAAAAAGCUCUGCUGCUCCUGGGAGUUGUUGUCACAUCAGAGGAGGACAGAAUGUGGGCAAGUUUAGGAGACUCUUGGAACAUCCCUAGAUCCAAGUGGCCAAAUGGGGAUCAGAUUCCUCCAUAUUAUCCUGUAUUUUAUGAUGGCUGGCAGGCUCCUCCACCCACCCAGUCUCAGACAACCCCACCCAGAAGUCAGCUAUCACAACAGAACAGUGAACAGUUUCCACCCAGAAAUGUCUCACAGAGGCCACUUGAACAGGAUGACAGACCUUGGAGUGCCCCACCCAUUCGCAGGUCACCAGAGCCGCCUCUGUAUAUGAGGGUGAUGUAUGACUUUAUGGCCAGAAACAGUCAGGAACUAAAUGUGGUGAAAGGUGAAGUGGUCCAGGUAAUCGACAAGUCCAGGCAAUGGUGGAAAGUGAAGAAAAGCCGUGGCGAGGAGGGUCAUGUCCCUAACAAUGUUCUAGAGCCUGCUGAUAGAGAGGCGCCAACAGCAAACCAUGGAAGGGGUGGGGCUGCACCUAUAUAUUCUCAGCAAAAUAUGAGAGGACCUCCACCACUGGACAUGAAAUCCAGACCUGAGGAAGUCAGAGCCUGGUUACAAUACAAAGGCUUCUCUAAAGGGACAGUGCAGAGUCUUGGUGUGUUUGAUGGAGCAAUGCUGCUGGGCAUGAAGCAAGAUGAUAUAAGAGCGAUAUGUCCAGAGGAAGGAAGUCGAGUCUUCUUCCAGCUGCAAAGUGUGAGAUCUACUAUUGCUCUUGCUAGUGAGGCGGAAUACCCGUAUGGCCCCCGCUGAAAAUGUAAGGCGAGAUGGCAAGAAUCAGAACAUGUCUGGAUCUGAAUGAACAAGGAUUAUUUACAUGUCAGCACUUUCUUUCAUUGGCAACAUGGCAUAUGCCUGCAAGCUGCUUUUAAACAGGAAAAAAUAGCUGAAUGAAAUUACUCUUUUUAGAUGCAUGUGGAGCCUACGUUUAAGACAUUACUUUUAUUUAUUGGUAUACAUAUUUUUCUUAAUGUUAUUGGGGUGAUGGUCACCACAUGUUUGAAAACACAGGCCCAACAUAUAAGUUCAUUCAUUGACAGGUAAAGAUGUUCUGGGACCUGAUGCAUGCCACAGGUUAUUUCAGGGUGAUUGUCAAUGUAAUUUCAGGACCUACAAUUCCAAUUUACAGAAAUGAACUAAAUCUGCUUUGUUUUUGACUCACAUAUUGUGUUUAUCUAAUGCUUAUCAAUAACUGCUGUCAUAUCUUGCCAGUGAAAUCUUAAAUAAAACAAACUCA
Messenger RNA from Triplophysa rosa, 2574 nucleotides. It is a transcript of the gene eps8l3b, whose product is annotated as EPS8-like 3b. Gene Ontology annotation, cellular component: vesicle; plasma membrane; ruffle membrane. Gene Ontology annotation, biological process: regulation of Rho protein signal transduction; Rho protein signal transduction; positive regulation of ruffle assembly. The record is from RefSeq and is a predicted model, not a curated record. Lineage: Eukaryota; Metazoa; Chordata; Actinopteri; Cypriniformes; Nemacheilidae. The coding region runs from base 168 to 2090 and encodes 640 amino acids. Gene Ontology annotation, molecular function: actin binding. The transcript has 19 exons.